Heterocephalus glaber (naked mole-rat) is the source of this 3796-nucleotide messenger RNA. RefSeq names its product interleukin 13 receptor subunit alpha 1 (gene Il13ra1). Lineage: Eukaryota; Metazoa; Chordata; Mammalia; Rodentia; Bathyergidae. Gene Ontology annotation, molecular function: protein binding; cytokine receptor activity. Gene Ontology annotation, cellular component: external side of plasma membrane; membrane. The record is from RefSeq and is a predicted model, not a curated record. Gene Ontology annotation, biological process: cytokine-mediated signaling pathway.
GCGGCAGAGCCGGGAAGUGGGAGAGGGAGCGAAAUAGGCGGAGACAGCCCAGGCUCCAGCCUGGCCAGGCUCCGAGGCGAGGGGCUGUAUGGAGCUGUCGGCGGGGCUCUGCGGGCUGUGGGCGCUGCUGCUCUGCGCCGGCGCCGACAGGGUCGCCGCGCCCCCAAAAACUCAGCCACCUGUGACGAAUUUGAGUGUCUCAGUUGAAAACCUCUGCACGGUGAUAUGGACAUGGAAUCCUCCUGAGGGAGCCAGCCCAAAUUGUAGCCUAAGGUAUUUUAGUCAUUUUGAUGACCAGCAGGAGAAGAAAAUUGCUCCAGAAACUCAUCGUUCAAAGGAAGUUCCCCUAAAUGAGAAGAUUUGUCUGCAAGUGGGAUCCCAGUGUAGCAUGAAUGAAAGUGAGAAGCGUAGCAUUUUGCUAGAAAAGUGCAUCUCACCCCUGGCAGGUGAUCCAGAGUCUGCUGUGACUGAGCUUCAGUGUAUCUGGCACAACCUGGGGUUCAUGAACUGUUCUUGGCUCCCUGGAAAGAAUUCAAGUCCUGACACUAACUAUACUCUUUACUACUGGCACAGCAGCCUGGGAAAAAUUCUUCAAUGUGAAAACAUCUAUAAAGAAGGUCAAUACAUUGGUUGUUCCUUUGAUCUGAGUAAAGUGAAGGAUUCCAGUUUUGAACAAUACAGUGUCCAAGUAAUGGUCAAGGAUAAUGCAGGAAAAAUUAGGCCAUCCUUCCAUAUAGUGCCUUUAAGAUCCCGUGUGAAACCUGAUCCUCCACAUAUUAAAAAUCUCUCAUUCAGAGAAGGUACCUUAUAUGUGCAUUGGGAGAAUCCACCAAAUUUUGAUAGCAGAUGCUUAUCUUAUGAAGUAGAAGUCAAUAAGAGCCAAACUGAGACACAUGGUAUUUUUUCCGCUGAUGAGGAUGGAUGUCAGAAUUCAGUGUUUGAAAGAAACAUGACGGGUACAACUUGUUUUAUGGUCCCUGGUGUUCUUCCUGAUACUUUUUACACAGUUAGAAUAAGAGUCAAGACAAAUAAACUUUGCUAUGAAGAUGACAAACUCUGGAGUAAUUGGAGUCAAGUGAUGAAUAUAGGUAAAAAGCCCAAUUCCAUAUUCUACAUGACCAUGUUACUCAUCAUUCCGGUCAUCGUUGCGGGUGUGAUUAUUGUCCUUCUGCUUUACCUAAAACGGCUCAAGAUCAUUAUAUUCCCUCCAAUUCCUGAUCCUGGCAAGAUUUUUAAAGAAAUGUUUGGAGACCAGAAUGAUGAUACCCUGCACUGGAAGAAGUAUGACAUCUAUGAGAAGCAAUCCAAAGAAGAAACUGACUCUGUAGUGCUGAUAGAAAACCUGAAAAAAGCUCUCAAUGAUUAGGAUAAUUUAUUUUUGCUUUCAGUGUGACCUUGUGAAGAUUCGUCAUAUUCUCCAUUUGUUAUCUGGGUACUCAUUAAAUAGAAACCGAAAUUACUGGGCCCUUUAAAAACAGGUGGCUCUUAAGAGCCACAAGUUUUUGUGUGAGUCAUACAUCAGAAGAACUAAAAAUAAUGGGCCCUUUGGAGAUGAGAGAGGAGUUAUUCUUAUUGAAUUAUAAAGGCAGGCAUCCUUUGCAAAGUCUUCAAACUAAGAGACAAAGCAAAAAGUGAUGAUAGCAGUAGAGUUUAAUCUUAUUGAGAGCCAUGACAACUUCCUAAGGGAUUUAUGCUUGAUGCAUAUUUUUGUGCCAAGUAACACCAAGAAAUUUUAUUUGUAAGAGAACUUAUUUUUAGAUGUAAAUGCUAAUGCUGAAUGUGACUCACAGGGAAUAUCUAGCAACCAAAAUUGAUACCACCUGAAAUCUAUUGUUUGGAUCCCAUUGAAUAAUGUUUGUGGGUACUAAAACUCUUUAGAAGUCUGGAAAUAUCCAUUGUGAUAAUAUUUUCCUCUGCUUUUAAAGCUCCAGAAAUCAGUGUUGGCCAUGAUAAUAAAAAAAUGUAGAAAAGUCGAGCCAGCUUCUUUACCAAGAGCAUUCCAUGCUAUUGCAGGUUUUUAAAUUUGAUGGAGCAGAAUCACUCACUGGGUAUUAGAGUUUGAACCAAGGAAUCUCUAAUGAUGUAUUUUUCUUCACUUCUGUUACUCAGAUCAAAUAUUGGUUACAUGUUUGGCCUGUGCUCCAUCCCCAGGUGUAAGGGACACCCCCACACUGGCUUACAAUCUAGUUGGGACUCCUCAGUUCUUACCACUUCUUUUAUCUCCAGCCAGUCAUUUCUCAGACUUUUCAACUCCCCAACUCCCAUACCAGUAUUGCCUUUUGCCCUCUUCGUCAUUCCCUUCCUUAUGAUCUUUUGAGUUUCAUUAGAAAUUAGGAAAUAAAUCUGCUCAGAACACCUAAAGGAGCAGAGAGGAAUUUGCAUCUCAGGUAUAGUGUGAAUAGACUGAGAAACAGUGACUAAUUCUUACAUAUUUUGUAACUUCCAUGAGAGUCUGCAAUUGUUGAGGGUUUUCAGCAUUUGAUAUAUCUUUAUGCAUUUUCUAAACAGCAAUGAGAUAUUAUCUUCACUUAGAACUUAGCUAUUUACUUGAGAAAAAAGGUAUAGUUGUAUUCAUUUCUUUGUCUAUAAGAUGGGCCCUAGAUUCCUUUUUUCCCUGCCACAAAUGGUUAUGUAGAUUUUAUGUGUUAUAUUGAUAGCCAGGGCUCCAACAUAUAUACUCAUUUUUUGCAUAUGUUAGGGUUCCAUUCUCCCCCAUUCCUACAAUGUAUGCACAUAUAUUCCUUCUAUUUCCUCCAGAUUUAAAGAAGUAAAUGAGAGGUAUCUCCCCUUUUCUGUCUCAUACACAGGUUCAGAUUGCUAGUUGUAACUUGAGAACAUUAUAUCACACGUUGUCCAAACAUUUACCAGUUCAUAUUAAUAAAAUAAUGCUACUUGUAAUGCCUGUUCUUAGGGCAGGGGAGAUAAGAGGUCCCUAUUUUUCACAAGUUUGGACAGACAUGGUAGCCUGCCCCUAUAAAAGCAGAAGAGCCCUGUGUCCUGAGGAAAUUGGAAUGGGUGGUGUUUCCUCCCUGUGUUUUUAGUAUACAAGUGACAUUGAGGCUGGGAUACAGGCAUAAUAAGUGUUCACUUUAUUGUACUAUUCACUAGAAAGAAUACUUGGUUUUCCUGUGUAGAAAUGAGAUUACUUCCGACUUUAUAAUUCUGUGAAGCAAAACACCAAAAUGUCUCAACCAAAGCCAUUUUUACUGUUAACCUAUUUUGAUGGCAUGAGGAGGAGGCUUAGAAAUUUCAAAGGAACUACUGAUAGUGAUAGCCAUGCAGCCUAUAAGUGGGGAAGUCAUAUUUUGCUUCUAUCCUCCUCUUUUAGCAGUAAAAUAGUUAAGAGAGAAGGGGGCAGUAAAUUAUGGGAGUAAGUAUAAUUGUGAAGUUGCUAAAAAGUAAUCUCCAGGUCAUAGGAACUGAUAGAGGAAUCAAUAUAUUACCUAUAGGAAAAUAGCAGGGUCAUAUUUUACCGUUUCAUCUGACCUACAUGUUUCUCCCCCCAUAUACCCAAGAAAACCCAUUGUAAGGAUUGUCAUUCUUACUCUUUUAUUCAGAAAGGUUUUAUGCAUCUGGGCACUGAAGGUAUACAUGAAACAAUGUUAACAUUUUUGGUAAUGUCUUGAAUUAGGGUCAGUUUUGCUUCUUAUAUGAAUGCUUGAGAAAAAUAAAUAUAAAUUGUCUUUUUGUAUGUCACCUAAAUGCUUUCCUUUGGUCUUAUUUUGGGGGAAAGUAUUGUAAGGAGUGGGUGGUGGAGCAAAUUGGAGUUGAAAGAAUAAACACUGUAAAAAUAUUC